AUGUCCCGCCGGAAACAGGCUAAACCGAGAGCACUCAAGCAUGAAGGCGACGAAGAGACUGCUGGUGAAGGUAUGACUAGUGCGGGCCUGCAAAAUAAUGGUACAGGUAAAAGCACGGUUGCCGAUGUGAAAAGUGACAGUAUGCUGGAGGAUAUUACCGAUGACGAUGAUGGCGAGGGUGAUGAGCCAGAUUUGGAGGAAUCAAGUGACGAUGAACUGGAGCUAGAGGUGAAGCAAAAUGUUGUGACCGAAGACAUCAUGCCGUGCAUGGAUGGGAAAGGUGGAAUGUGCGAAUUGGAAGUGAGUCCGUCUCGUGUUGAUCCUGCUGUGACACCUACUACAGAAGUGACGGUGGAUGAACUGAAUGCAAAAAGCAAUCACAUUGUGAAACAUUGCCCAACAGCGGCGGAGAGUGCUGACGAGCGGAAAGAUGUUGAAUCGGAUCAAAAUCAACUACCGGUCGAUAAUUCAUCCGUACAGUUAGGUGAUCGUGCGGAACGUCGGGUGGAAAUGGAUGGUGUGGAAGAUAAGAAUGAUGAUGAAAAUGAAGAAAUCGACGAUGAAGUUGACGAUAACGAUGAUGAUGAGGAUGAUGAUGACGAUGAAUUAGACAACGAAUUGCUUGAAGAUGACGAUGACGAGGAAGGCGAUCAUGUUCGGCUUGACGGCGAUGGUCAGGAUGUUGAUGACGAGUUCACAUCCGACAGCUUUUGCUCAGAGCUCUACUCGUCCCACACAUCAUCCAGCUUUUCGCCCUCGAUUUCGGACGGGAUGACAACGCCUAACUCGAUCACAAACGAUACGACCGAUGGUUCGAUGCUUGCACUGGGAGCGACCGAGGAGAAACCCUUCCGGCAGGGUAGUAACCACCCGCCGGCACAUCACAUCCAUCCCCGGCACCAUCAUCACGUGCACCAUCGACGAACGGGGACGGCCGGUGGGCAUCCGUCAUCGGCGAAGGAGGGCGGCAAGGCGUCCUUGAAGCAUCAGCUGAAUAAUAAUAAUAGCAGCAGUCACAAUCACAACAACAGCAACAACAACAACAAUGGCAGUAACAGCAAGGGCCUGAAUAGCACCUACCACUGUCAGUUCUGUGAGAAGACGUUCCCGCGGCUCGGCUAUCUCAAGAAGCACGAACAGAGCCACACGGAACACAUGCCAUUCAAAUGCGAAUACUGCGCCCGACUGUUCAAGCACAAACGUUCGCGCGAUCGUCACACGAAGCUCCAUACGGGCGAUCGACGCUAUCGUUGCCUGCAUUGUGAAGCCGCAUUCUCCCGCAGUGAUCAUCUGAAGAUCCACAUGAAGACGCACGACAACCAGAAACCGUUCCAAUGUACGAUCUGCAAUCGGGGCUACAAUACGGCGGCCGCCCUGACCAGUCACAUGCAGAACCACAAGAAACAGCUUGCCCUCACCGGAAGUCCCAACCUCACGUAUAGUCCGCGCUCGACGACAAGCUCUCUGUCCAGUGGGGGAGGUGGAAGUGGUGGUGGUGGUAAGCGGGGAGCAAAGUUCUCACCCUAUGCUAACGAUCCAUUGCUGUUGAUGAGCCGUGGUAGUUCCAAACUAUCGUCCACACUCGCGAAAGCCUCAUCCGGGAAUGUCUCCAGCAAUCGUACCCCAACGCCGGGCAGUACUGGUGCGGGAAGUGCUUCAGGUGGACCGGCAAGCGGAAGUGCUCAUGCGGAUCUAUUGUCCUGUCCAUACUGCACACGAACGGAUUUCAGCACACUGGAACAGCUCGGACAUCACGUACAGUCAAUGCACGGCCACGGAGCAUUGGGACUGUUAGGUGCUGCGGACUCACCAUUGCCGUACUUCGCACAGGGCAAUCGGCGCGCUGUAACACCGGAUGGCAAUUCACUAUCCCUCGCCGGACUCGGUCCCUAUCCUCCCAUCACGUGCGAGUUCUGUACGAUGAAGUUCCCAACCGUACCGCUAAUGUUUGCUCACCUGAAGACAUCGCAUCUGGACCGUCUGGCUGGUGGGGCAGGUUUUCAACGUAGCUCUCCGAACGGCACUACCGGCAGUCCGUUGGGAGGAUCACGCCCACCGAGUGGGUUCCAUCCACUAGAACAAUUGCACUUCAACAAGAACCUGCUCGGGAAUGCUUUCCCCGCACUCUACGGUGGCAUGGGCGCUGGUUCGUCGACCAAUAUCGCCGGUAUGUCCGGUGGCAGUAUUAAAACGGAACACCGCUCAACGGCUAGUGCGAACGGGCGGGAUGAAAAUGGCAACGAACGGAGUGAGAUGGGACGUAAGCGCAAACGGAAAGGACAUGAUGCGGACAGGGAAAGUAAUAAUGGUAGUAGUGGCCGUAAAAAAGAAAAGCAACAAGAGAAUGUUGAAGCUGAUGAUAAUGACGGUGACGAUGGUGAUGAUGCAGAUGAUGAUGAGGAACAUGUCGAAGAAAACGAAGGUAACAUUAAUCGGGGAAGCCCAGUUGACGCGAAAGAACCGCUCAAUAGUCACGAUACGGAAGCCGCAAACAUUAAACAGGAAAGCAAGGAUGAUACGGAUCCAACAAUUCCUGAAGCCGCAUCGCCAUCCACCUCCACAAGGUCGUCCCCUUGUGAUUCUCUCGGUUCGAUUGUGCAUUCCAGCAGUCACCCGCCGUCCGGGCGCAACAGCCCCGCGGAACAGCUCACACCGACCGAUCUCAGCCAGCCGAAGAUGAAACGAUUGAAGCUGGAGACACUGCUGGAGGAUGAAGAGGUGCCGGAACCCGACAGAAAGCCGAUGGCUACCGCCGGUCGGUCCUACACGCGGGAACAUCACAAACAGCGUCGCCGCGAAGGUGACCCAAAAGAGCCACAUCCAUCCGCACAGCAUCAGCACAUUUCCGUUCCGCAGCUGCACCCGUCGGGCGCUGGUUCGAAUGCGGCACCUUCCCAGUCUGCUUCCGGCUCUAGCGCAGCGCAUCACCUCCAUCAGCUUCCUGGAACUUAUCUUUGCAAUCAGUGUAAUGCCGCGUUGCCCGAUUUCGAAUCUUUCCGCACCCAUUUGAAGGCACACCUCGAACAGAGUGCGGCUAAUGCAGCGGCUGCUGCGGCGAUGAGACUGACCGGUGAGCACAGCACCGGUCUAGGCGGGGCCACCACCUCCGCCACAUCCGGUGCAGCCGGUGGAUCGCUCUCGCUGACCACGUUUCUCUGCCAGCAGUGUGGAGCAACGUUGAGCUGUCAGGCUGAGUAUGAGCAGCAUACGAUCGGCCAUUUCCUGGUGAUGGCGGUAGAGUAUCGAUGUCAGGCGGCGGCGGCUGGUGCAUCUGCAGGGAGUUCCUGUACCGGAAAGUCAUCCUUCGGCAAGGUGGAAGAUCUACACAAACAUCUCUACGAGGGUCAUAUGCAGCUGCUGUACAAGUGUACCGUUUGUGGAGAAACGUUCGAGUCGAAGGUCCAGGUGCAGGUACACUUUGCCGUCAGUCAUUCGGUGGAGGUGAAGCUGUACCGAUGUUCGGCCUGUGCAGAAGUAUUUCGUUCGGAACGCGAUUUUCGGCAACACAUUCGGAACCGGCAUUUAACUGCGGGUGCGGUGCAAUGUAUGUUCUGCCGCAUGGUUUGUUCGUCCGAGCUCGAAAUGCACUUCCAUCUCGCAUCACACGCCAGGAAGUUUAAAUGUCCAGCCUGCCCCGAAUCGUUCCACGUCGAGUUUCUAUUAGACCGUCACAUUCAGACACAGCAUAGUCAGAAGGAAGCGGACUCACCGAAUCGCAGAGAAUCUAGUGCACUAUCCACAACGCCAUCUACCGCACCAUCCGCUACUACCAAUCCUUCGUUAACGGCCUCAACGGCAGCGGGAACUUCGGUGUCCACAACGGCCACAUCAGCUGUGGCAGGAUUAGACUACCUACAUCUGCAUGGUCAGAUGGCGGCAAUGGCAGCGGCCGCCGCAUGGCCCAGUCUGUACCAGACCGCCAACAAGUUCUACAGCAAUCCGCUUCAGGUGGACACACUGAACCAACUAAAACAUCCACAGCAUCUGCUGCACGGAUUCUACGACACGAUGCUCGGAAAGGCACACCAACAGCAGCAGCAGCAACGUUCGUCCUUUCUGCCCGAUCCCCCAACCGGAUCUGGGACCGCAAUCGGUGGCAAGAAGAAUCCUUUCGCCGGUCACUCGCCCAACACCAGCGCCACUAACCCACUGCUAGGACUUGGGUAUGGGGCAACAUCAUCAACAAGUACCGCAGCAUCACAACCGCCAAGAACUGCUGGAUCUCAUACGCUUAAUGGUGCUUCUACCGGACUCUAUUCCCCCGAGGAGGGGGCCAGUGCUGGAACGAAUGUCGCGGCGGGCAGCUCUAAGCUAUAUUCUCCCAUUGCCAUGAUUCAACGGUAUGGCGAUGGUGGAGGUUUACAUUCUACCGGUGCAACAGGUAGCACAACCCGACCGGGUGUAGAAUCACCAACCGGUCAACUACUGCUGGCAUCACACACCACGCUCGGACUGCCGGAUCAUCAUCAUAGCGAACAGACGGGACGAAAAACGAACCAACAACCGAGCGGAAAGCCAUCUGCGACGUUGGCAGCUUCCGGAAGCACGGUACACACCACACCACAAAUGGCCACUUCCGGUGCGGGAAGCUGUUACAGCUGCGGUAUCUGUGAGCGUUCCGAUUUCAGCACGGAAAGCGAAGUGCAGACACAUCGCAAAAUUGUCCACAACUUAAAGACGGGCGUUAGUUUGCGAUGCGCGUACUGCAAUGGUGACUUCCGCUCGAGGAAUGAGCUGGAAAAUCAUAUGAAGGUCGCACACAACACGGGCGGUGGCAAGCACAAGUGUUUGAUCUGUGACGAAAUCUUUCCCUCGCCGGCGGUCCUAGCUGAGCAUAAGCUGUCGCACUGUAAGGUGGGUGCGUCCGGGCGCUGUUCACACUGCAGUCUCCCAUUGCCCGAUGCACACACCUUCAAGCAGCAUCUGCAGGCACAUCAGCAAUCGAUGGGUGCACCGGUGACGGGCGGCACAUCGUCGAAUGCCGCAGCCGGAGGUGCCGGAGUACAGAGUGCGGGUAGUUCCUCCAGUGGUCAAAACGUUGGCAGUUCCGCAUCUUCGACAGGUGGCAAUGCAAACGCAUCGGGGGGUUCGAAUGCAGAGCAGGAACGAUUCCCUCAACAGUGUAUCUGCUGUCGGCAAACGCUCAACUCCGAGUUUGAGAUUAGUCUACAUGCGAAAUUCCACACCAAAUCUCCGGACACUAACGAGCGUACGUGUGCACUAUGCCUGGAACCGCUGCCAUCACAACCCGAAUCCAGUACCAAAAUUUGUGAUCCUUGCCUAAAACGUCACAACUUCCCUUCGAAGCUUCUCUCGAUGAACUUCCUUAAGCCUAGCGCAUCCACGUCCCUUGGUCCUGCUCCAACCAUCGCAGGUCCUACGCAUAGUAUGGUGGGCCCAUCGAACGCUCCUAUCGAAGGCCGUACACCGUCCGCCAGUGGCAUCCAGCACGAACAGCAUCCAACGCCUGGAAGAGAGAGUGCAUCCUCCGCACUGUACCAGUGUAAUCUCUGCAAGAAACCGCUCCCUUCGAGCCACAAGCUCCAGGAACAUCUGAUCGAUCACACAUUCGCUGGCUGUGAAGAACGGGGUUAUGUGUGCUACCUUUGCUCUGCCGUCUUCACCUCCUCCGCAGGCUUGCAGGCUCACCUGCCGGUGGCACAUUCAAACGCGGCCGCCAAACCGUACGACUGCGAACGGUGUGGAGUGGCGUACUUCUUCCGUGCCGAACUAGAGCAUCACCUGAUCGACCAUGAGCUGGGCAGGACGAUGAGAUCGGCCACUGGUUCAUUUGAGCGUUCGUCCACGGUGCGAGCGGGAGAAGAUGAGUGGCGUUCCGCACAAAAUUCACCAGUGUCGGAAGAUGAUGGCCUGAGGGAGUCACAGAACGAUCACAUCAAGCAGGAACUUUGCGAACCCGAGCAGGAUCAGGAUGGAUCGUCGCCGUAUCGUCAUAAGGGGAAUGAUUCUGAGGAGGAAACUGAAGAACCCACUGGCAACGAAGAAGACGAAGGGGAUGGUGUAGUGAAUGCGGAACCAGAAAUAGAAGAGGAGGACGAGGAGGUGGAUCGUAUAGAGGAUAAUGAUGAUGGUCAGCAGAUACAGCAGAAUGCAGGUGAAAAUGUCUACCAAGAGAACGAUGUUCUUGAGGAUGUGGUAGGCGCUGAAGAAUCUAACGAUGCAACCAAUGAAGGUGAACUGAUGGAGGAGAAUGAUCAGCGGCAGGAGCAAGAAGAUGACGAAGAGUACAUUGAGGUUGAUGAACACACGAUGACGCUGGAAGAUGGUGGUGGCAAAGCAACGCAUAACGAGCGUGUUCGCCGAACAUCGAACAUGUUGCUCAACGGUGGCAAGGAUUGUGUUACGCUCCCUGCUACGACCACUCCGACCCUGCCUGUUGUUACUGCGGCGGAGUAG
This is a messenger RNA of Anopheles marshallii, 6417 nucleotides long. RefSeq lists its product as uncharacterized. Gene Ontology annotation, molecular function: RNA polymerase II transcription regulatory region sequence-specific DNA binding; DNA-binding transcription factor activity, RNA polymerase II-specific. NCBI's taxonomy places the organism in Eukaryota, Metazoa, Arthropoda, Insecta, Diptera, Culicidae. The transcript has 10 exons. Gene Ontology annotation, cellular component: nucleus. The record is from RefSeq and is a predicted model, not a curated record. The coding region runs from base 1 to 6417 and encodes 2138 amino acids. Gene Ontology annotation, biological process: regulation of transcription by RNA polymerase II.